Molecule: messenger RNA, 978 nt
Organism: Coniosporium apollinis CBS 100218
Lineage: Eukaryota; Fungi; Ascomycota; Dothideomycetes
Exons: 2
Coding region: 1-978 (325 amino acids)
Source: RefSeq, a predicted model, not a curated record
AUGGAUUCUGCAAGCCUCGAUAAGAUCAAAGACUUGGAAUGGCCGUUUCGCGCCUCCCUCAGCAAGCAAGCUGCUGGCGGGACUCAACUCAAUCUCCCAUGGAGCGCGAGGUACAUCGCGCCAGGCACAUCGUUCAAAUCAGCAUUGGUCAAAGCGCCCGAAGGCCCUUUCCUAAAGCCCAGUCCGUUCGAUAGCAAGAGCCUGGAGGAAGCGGCAUAUGUUUUUGAGAAAAACGACCUCCAAGGAAGCUUCAUGGAAGCCACAUCGACGUCAAGCGGCUUCAAUUCCGAACAUCUCAGCGUCAGCUUGGGUAUCACUGUCGGUUGCUCAUUCUUAAAUGCCAGCGUGUCUGGACGGUACGACAAAAGUCUUCUGCAGAAUUCGGAUGCAUACAAGACGUCGCAGCGAGCCAGCGUCCGGCGAGGUCACUUGUCGUUCCAGAAGACUCCCGCGCUUUCAGCGUCUGCUCUACAGACACUGGAAACCGGAGGCCUUGCAGCCUUCCAGGAGAUUUAUGGCGAUUACUACGUGGCCGGGAUUAACAUCGGCGCGGAUUCUGGUGUGCUCGUCAGUCAAUCAUUAGACACAUCCUUAAAAACAGAGUCCUUGAGUGUCACAGUCUCCGUGAAGGUCAUCUUUUUCACCGUCAGCCACACUUGGACCCACGAUGAGAGGGAGGCCCUCAGGGACUUCAAAUUCUCGGUCACCGGCUUCAGCACUAUGCGAGACAUGCACGUGGAGCUCGCCGCGGCGGCAGGAGCAUCGAUCUUCACCAUGCGGGAGGCUGCCUUGCGAUUUGCCAAAAUAAACAACACGCUUGAUGUGAUAGUUGACCGGGCACUGGAGAAGUAUGGGUUGACGGGUUCAGGAGUGGUUGACCUGGAUAACUUUGCAAACAUAUGCAGCUCCGGACUUGCCGUGGAGCUGGUCGUUCUACCGUACACAUCACUGAGACAGGUUGCGAACUUUCUGAGUUAG